This is a messenger RNA of Penicillium soppii, 1566 nucleotides long. Its product is annotated as threonine/serine exporter family protein. The record is from RefSeq and is a predicted model, not a curated record. Gene Ontology annotation, biological process: transmembrane transport. Lineage: Eukaryota; Fungi; Ascomycota; Eurotiomycetes; Eurotiales; Aspergillaceae. Gene Ontology annotation, molecular function: transmembrane transporter activity. The coding region runs from base 1 to 1566 and encodes 521 amino acids. The transcript has a single exon.
AUGACAGCAAAAGAACCUCAUGAGGCAGCACCUACGGCAGUGAACACAAACAACACCUGUUCGAACAACAAUCCCACUGCUGCUGCGUCCCAAGGCUCUUCAGGAAACUUGAUCUGCCGUGAUUCGACAGCGGCUAUGAACGAAAAAGUUGAUCGCAACACCGGGUGUGAGUCCACAAUUCAACCGCCAGUACUCCGCCCGCAAGUUAGUGGCGCCCCGUCUUGGGAAGAUCCGUCGACAAGAUCACAAAUUUAUAACAAUGCCGUGGAGACAUAUAUCGCCAAAGUAUGCAAGGUCCUGAUAAUGUACGGUGCCCCAACGCAUCGCUUAGAGCGUUAUGCCCACCACACAGCAGAGGCUCUAGGGCUGCAACUUCAGUCGUUCUACAUUCCUGGCUGUAUGAUGCUUUCAUUUGGCUCUCCUUCAUCCCCCCAAAGGAGCUUUCACAUCAUCCGGUGCUUACAAUCGCUUGACCUUGCCAAGCUCGGCGAUGUGCACACAGUAUACAAGGACAUAAUUCACGAGAGAACGACGAUUGAAGCCGCAUCCGUAUGCCUUGACGAAAUCCUGGAUAGACCAGCGCAGUUUCCAAUCUGGUGUCGUGUCCUAGCAUAUGGAUUGGCCUGUGCAUUUAUUGGACCGGUCUCAUACAAUGCUCAACCGUUCGAUCUCCCUAUCAUCUUCGUCGUUGGCACUAUAAUUGGCUUCUUCGAACUGGUACUCGUACCUCGUUCAGAGCUCUAUGGAUACGUUUUCGAGAUUUCGGCCUCAAUCUUAGCCUCUUUCCUCGGUCGUGUCUUUGGGUCCAUUCGCUGGGGACACAAUCAGGGCUUCUGCUUUUCCGCCAUAUCUCAAGCAUCGAUUGUCAUGAUCCUACCGGGAUUCACCAUCACUUGCAGCGCGCUCGAGUUGCAGUCGAGAAACAUGGUCUCAGGUGCCGUUCGACUGGUCUAUGCGAUUGUCUAUACCUUGUUUCUCUCUUUCGGGUUUCUAAUCGGCAUUUCCAUCUACGGUGCUAUGGACAACAACGCAUCAUCAGCCACCUCAUGCUCCACAAGCUACGGAGUUUGGUGGCCAAUAACCUUCGUGAUCCCAUUUACCUUCUGCUAUACUGUAGUCCAAAACGGCAGAUGGAGCACUAUGCCGCAGAUGUUAGGCCUUUCCAUCGCAGGCUGGGCUGUCAAUCAUUUCUCAAAUGAGAAGUUUGGAGAUGUUCAGCCACUCUCCCAAGCACUAGGAGCGCUGACGGUGGGUGUGUUGGCCAAUAUCUAUGCGAGAAUCAGGCACGGCCUCGCGAUCGCGCUUAUGCAUCCUGCAAUCUACGUUCAGGUUCCUGGGAGCCUAGCAGCCUCGGGCAGCCUAAUUAGCAGUGUGGCGAUUGCGGAUCAGAUCACUAAGAAUGUGACCAAUGCCCUCACUACUAGCCAGGCAUUAUCCACCCAGCUCGUUGCCGGGUACACCAUGGUUUCAAUUGGCAUUGCUAUAACGGUUGGGCUCUCCGUCGGGGUGCUCCUUGUCUACCCGUUGCAGAAAAAAAAGAGGAGGAGCGGUAUCUUUAGCUAUUAA